Molecule: messenger RNA, 147 nt
Organism: Dentiscutata heterogama
Lineage: Eukaryota; Fungi; Glomeromycota; Glomeromycetes; Diversisporales; Gigasporaceae
Source: the annotation of a GenBank genome assembly
AUAAUCCAAAACCUCAGCCAAAUGAAAUAAAAAUAUUUUAUCUUGAUGAAAAUGAAAAAUCUUAUAAACUGCUAAAAUUAAUAGAAUCUAACAAAUUAAAAGAAUUUAAAGUUUAUAAACAAAUAGGCCAAUAUUUUGAAAUUAAUA